GUUCCAGCGGUUCUUGGGUGAAAUCAAAUGUAAGAAAUGUUGACGACUCCAGGAAUAACUAAUUCUUUUGUUAAUUUUCCUUUCAGAUAUUUUCCAUUAAAUUUUUGCUCCAAAUAACAACGCCCUUGCUUAAAUAAAUAACGAGGAGUCCUUUGGACUCCAAAGCCAACAUCUUCUCGAGAUGAUAAUUCCUGGGAGUUGCUAGAGUAUUUUAUCCGCAGAAAACGAAAAUUGUACAUUUAAUAUAAAAUGUAGGCAAUGUUUUCCCUUUCAUUACUUGAUUUAAACGCGCACCAAUCCCCUGUUUGGAACAUGACGUCAUCAACUUACCGUCCAAUCCCAAAAGGUGGCUUGUUAUAUAUAUACUUGAAUUUUCUCAGCACACACCUCAUUCUACACUCCUCUCAACGUUCUCAAAUGGCUCGUACUAAGCAGACCGCUCGCAAGUCCACCGGUGGCAAAGCCCCGCGCAAGCAACUGGCCACCAAAGCUGCCCGCAAGAGCGCUCCGGCCACCGGCGGCGUUAAGAAGCCCCACCGCUACCGUCCUGGCACCGUGGCUCUGCGCGAGAUCCGGCGCUACCAGAAGUCGACCGAGCUGCUGAUCCGCAAGCUGCCAUUCCAGCGCCUGGUGCGCGAGAUCGCGCAGGACUUCAAGACCGACUUGCGCUUCCAGAGCUCGGCGGUCAUGGCCCUGCAGGAGGCCUGUGAGGCCUACCUUGUGGGUCUGUUUGAGGACACCAAUCUGUGCGCCAUCCACGCCAAGCGUGUGACCAUCAUGCCCAAGGACAUACAGCUUGCCCGGCGCAUCCGGGGUGAGAGGGCGUAGUUCCCCUCCCCAUUUCUACAAAAGGCUCUUUUCAGAGCCCCUCCAUUAUCACCAGAAAGGAGCUGUUU
Messenger RNA from Rattus rattus (black rat), 896 nucleotides. RefSeq names its product histone H3.1-like. Bases 259 to 828 code for a protein of 189 amino acids. Gene Ontology annotation, cellular component: nucleosome. Lineage: Eukaryota; Metazoa; Chordata; Mammalia; Rodentia; Muridae. The transcript has a single exon. The record is from RefSeq and is a predicted model, not a curated record. Gene Ontology annotation, molecular function: structural constituent of chromatin; protein heterodimerization activity; DNA binding.